CACAAAGUGGCUUUGCUCAGCUUGCCAGCAUUCUUCAAUCCAAAAAUCAUUUCACAAUGUCUAAUAUCCUCUUAUAAGAUGCUCAAAACUCAACAAAAGAGUGUCCAAAACUAGAACCUACCAAAAAAUGCAGAAAACCCAAGGAAUGGAGAGUGUGAAAGCCACAAACAACCAAACUGAACCAAAAGACACAUACAGACUUGCUUAUAUAAUCCAUUUCUUGCUUGGUGCUGGCAAUUUGCUUCCAUGGAAUGCUUUGAUCACAGCUAUUGAUUACUUUAACAAUCUUUAUCCAACCAAGCACAUUGAAAAGGUCUUCUCUGUGACUUACAUGGGUUCUUCUGUAUCUAUGCUACUUCUUAUUCUGAUUAUGAGUUGGGGUAGAAAAAUGAGCUUCAGAGUGAGAAUGAACUUGGGGUUUUCCUUGUUUGUUUUCUCUCUGAUGGUGAGUCCCAUAAUUGAUUGGGGUUGGCGUGGCGAUAGAUCGAAAGGAGGGUCUAGUGUAGCCUAUGGUAUAUUGGUUGGAGCAGUUGUGAUCUGUGGUUUGGCUGAUGGAUUGGUGGGAGGAAGCUUGAUAGGAUCUGCAGGCAAGCUGCCUAAACAAUAUAUGCAGGCAGUUUUUGCUGGGACUUCUUCUUCAGGUGUUCUGGUUUGCAUCUUGAGGAUUAUAACAAAGGCCUCACUUCCUCAUACACCACAGGGUCUCAGAACGAGUGCUCACUUUUACUUCAUAAUCAGCACAAUUAUAUUAAUUAGUUGCCUUGUCUGUUGCAACAUGUUAUACAAGUUACCAGUUAUGCAACAACAUUACAAACUCCUCCAAGAAGAACUGCCAUGUCCAAGGCCAAAAAUAUUGGACACAUGUAGAAAAAUCCGAUGGCCUGGUUUUGGGAUCUUCGUGAUAUAUACCAUGACACUGUCAAUUUUCCCCGGAUUCCUGGCUGAGAACGUCGAGUCCAAGCUCUUCGGAGAUUGGUAUCCGAUUAUGCUGAUCACAGUGUACAAUUUUACUGAUUUUAUUGGGAAGUCUUUAACUGCAAUUUAUGUGUUGAAGAGUAUUAGAAAGUCUACAUUCGCCUGCAUUGCUAGGCUCUUGUUUUACCCCCUAUUUGCAGCCUGUCUUCAUGGACCAAAAUGGCUGAAAACUGAGGUACCAAUAGUGGUUCUGACACUAAUGCUUGGACUGAGCAAUGGGUAUUUGACUAGUGUGCUUAUGAUUCUCUCUCCUAAAUCAGUGCCACCUUCAGAAGCUGAAAUAGUUGCAGUUGUGAUGGUUGUGUUCCUGGGGAUUGGUUUGGUUUCGGGUUCGAUUCUCGGGUGGUUCUGGAUCAUUUAAACCUGGUUGAAUUUCCAUAGUCAUAGUAAGGAUCAGUCGAAAGAAGUUUCUUGUAAUGUUUAUGGAAAUUGUUAUGAAUCUGUAAUGUAGAAGUCUGCUACUUUUCUCCAUCUCUUAAUCUUUUCCUUCUGA
Messenger RNA from Ilex paraguariensis (yerba mate), 1468 nucleotides. The record is from the annotation of a GenBank genome assembly. NCBI's taxonomy places the organism in Eukaryota, Viridiplantae, Streptophyta, Magnoliopsida, Aquifoliales, Aquifoliaceae.